Messenger RNA from Cydia splendana, 6256 nucleotides. RefSeq names its product serine/threonine-protein phosphatase 5 (gene PpD3). Gene Ontology annotation, molecular function: protein binding; hydrolase activity. The transcript is spliced from 9 exons. The record is from RefSeq and is a predicted model, not a curated record. Lineage: Eukaryota; Metazoa; Arthropoda; Insecta; Lepidoptera; Tortricidae. Bases 162 to 1634 code for a protein of 490 amino acids.
UUUCGUUCAUUCAUAAAUAAAAAAAUCAUUCAUUCAAGUAUAUUCACUUUUUCUUGAAGUGCGGAAAGCAUGUAAAUGUAUGUGAGAAAAUCACAUUUUUUUUUCUUAUGAUUAAGCGCUAAGUCACUCAAGCUUUAAUUUUAUUCGUAAAACGUGAAACAAUGGCAAGUAGCGAGGAACCUACUGGGCCCCUGUCCAAGGAGGAUAUCGAGGCGGCGGAUAGAUGGAAAAAUGAAGCAAAUGAAUACUUUAAAAAACAGAAUUACAAUACCGCAAUUGAAUUGUACUCGAAGGCGAUAGAGAAAAACCCUAAUAAUGCCGUGUACUUUGCAAAUAGAAGUAUAUCUAACUUGCGGUUGGAGAAUUUCGGGUAUGCCCUCACGGAUGCGUCGCGGGCGAUUGAGCUUGAUAGGUCCUACACAAAGGCCUACUACAGGAGGGCCGCGGCACAUAUGUCUCUUGGGAAGUACAAACUAGCACUUAAGGAUUUUGAAUUUGUAACCAAAGUUAGGCCAAAUGAUCAGGAUGCGAAAAUGAAAUAUAAUGAAUGUAACAAAAUUGUGAAAAAGAUUGCAUUUGAAAAGGCCAUCUCCGUAGACAAGAAGGAAGUUAACAUUGCUGACUCCAUCAACCUGGACGCCAUGACCAUUGAGGAUGAAUAUGAAGGCCCGGCUCUGGAAAAUGGCAAGGUGACACUGAAAUUUGUCACUGAACUAAUGGAACAUUAUAAGCAGCAGAAAAAACUUCACAAGAAAUAUGCUUAUAAGAUUCUAAUUGACGUCAAGAGCUAUCUACAAAAACAACCAUCCCUCAUAGACAUAAAAGUAGGAGACGACAAGAAAUUCACAGUCUGCGGUGACAUUCACGGGCAGUACUAUGAUCUAAUGAACAUUUUCAACCUGAACGGGCUACCGUCUGAAACAAAUCCCUAUCUGUUCAAUGGAGACUUUGUGGAUCGGGGGUCUUUCAGUGUGGAGUGUAUCUUCACCCUAUUCAGCUUUAAGCUGCUAUUCCCUGACCACUUUUACAUGUCUAGAGGAAACCACGAGACCCUGGACAUGAACCGCAUGUACGGGUUCCGCGGCGAAGUGACCUCGAAGUACACCUCCCAGAUGGCGGACCUCUUCACCGAGGUGUACAACUGGCUGCCGUUAGCGCACUGCAUCAAUAACAGGGUGCUGGUGAUGCAUGGAGGGUUGUUCUCGAAGGACGAUAUCACGUUGGAUGAUAUCAGGAGAGUGGACAGAAAUAAGCAGCCUCCGGAGGAUGGCAUAAUGUGCGAGCUCCUCUGGUCGGACCCGCAGCCGAUGCUCGGCCGCUCGCCGUCCAAGCGCGGCGUGGGCUGUCAAUUCGGGCCCGACGUGACGGCCAACUUCCUGCAGCGAAACGGGCUGCAGUACAUAAUCCGAAGCCACGAGGUCAAGAACGAUGGCUACGAGCUGGCGCACGAUGAUAAGUGCAUUACCGUCUUCUCUGCGCCUAACUACUGUGAUACAAUGGGUAACCUGGGUGCUUUCAUCACAAUGAACGGCAAAGACCUCAAACCAAACUUCACCACCUACGAGGCAGUGCCUCACCCCGACGUCAAACCGAUGGCGUACGCCAACUCCUUCCUGAGCAUGCUCUGCCAAUGAUGGAACCACGCCGGUUAGCCUCCACACACCGCCAACGCUCACUUACCAGCAUUCAAACAGUAACAUCUUUGUUUAACCCAUUUUUUCUAAGCACAGCCACAUCUGCUUACGAGAUUUAGAUAAUUCAAAUGUAACUCAGCUGAAAUUGAACAUAUUCGGGUCGAGGUAACUCGGAUUUUAACUGUCACGAAUUUACAAUGAUGGUAACAGAUCGGUUACGGAGAAAUUGACCUACGCCCUUAACCAUAAAAUUUUACAAGCCUCGAUUAGUUAAUUUAUGUUUUGUCCCUUUCUUACAAAAUACAUUAGUCAAAGUGACAGAUAAAGACAAACGAUUAAUAGUUAAUUGAGGCUUGUAGCACCUUUAUGAAUACCACUACUAGUAUUUUACUUGAAAAUGCUGUAGACCGCCUUAAACUAUGCUUAACGCGGGUUCCAGUCUUGCGGACUCGUGCUUAACACAUUGACUGCUAGAAACAGUUUCUAAGCAGUGAAAGUGUUAUUAGUGCCACAAACGUCCCUAUCUCGCUGUAAAGCACUCUUCGAUACAAUAAAAUACGCUUUAAUAAAACUCUGGGUUUAAAAUAACGCUCAACUGAAACCGAUAACGCCAUCCAGUGAAAUAUGUUUACAUUGAAGUCUUGUGACGUACGAAAAUCGUUAUUAUUAAGUUAAUUUUCGAAAUUGCUAAUUAUAAAAAGUUUUGUUUCGCAAUAGGGAAUAGGCAAAGCUCUGCGUAGGUGGCACCUUUGUGGCACAUACAGUAAACAAACCACAUUGACACAUCACACGUCACGUCAAUCACAUGGCCUACCGCGAAACAAGAAAAUCGAAAUUUCGGUCUCUAAUCUCUCUAUCACUCUUGCAUAUUCGAGCGAUAAAGAGGCAGAUAACUAAAUUUCGAUUUUCGCGUUUACCGCUAGGCCCUUGUUAACAAACCGCCUUGAUGCAUCAAUGUCAUAUUUUAUUGUCUGUGAAAACUUGUCAAAAAACAGUUUAAGGCACAGUAUGUAUAAGUUAGUCUAUGAAUUUACUGAGUCGGUAGUGCUGCACUCUGGCGGCAGAACAUUGCAGUAAUAUCCCCUAUUGAGAAUAGUUGGACGGCGUUAACGGUCAUAACAAAACUAAAGUUAAAAAUAUAAAUUGUCAAUUCACAUGAAAUUUUUGGCGAGGUGCGUAUACAUAGCUACUUAUGUAGGAGCCUUCUGAAGAUAUUUUUCUAAAUUAGACAUUAUUGAGCGCAUGUUGUGCCUUCAAUGGAAAUGUGACAAUAUAUUGGAUUGGUGCUACUUUUCAUUAUUUAUAAAACACUUAACACUUAAGCCGGAUUGAUAUUUGUCUGACGUGUCGUGAUGUGCUGUGUCGUGACGCAUCCAUUCCAUUUAAUAUGGUUGCGUUCAAAUUUGUCUGACGCAGCGUGCAUCACAGAAAUGACCCCCAAAAACCACACAUUUGUGUUGAGAAAUUAUCACCAUAUUUCCGUUAAUAUUUAACGUGCCGAGGUGCCGUUUACCUUAUACAACGAAAUUAUAAACUAAACAAAGGGAUUUCGUGUAAAACCGUUUUCAUUGAUGGCACAAUGUUUCUGAGCAAAACGAAUAUCUGUAUUUCAUGGUUGUAUCAUCGUGAUUUAAAUAUUAGUAAUUUGGGCUGUACCAAUAGCAUAAUAAAUUCAUCGUCAAAUAGGGGGCAAAUAUUCUUAUAUUCAGAAUAUUUCAGUACAUCUAUUAUUAUUCAUUGGCACAUUCACAGAUAUACAUUUUCCCCAAAUGCAUUUAAAUCGAUUACAAAGCAAUAGUGUAGGUAUUGCAUUAUUCUUAAUAACAUGUAAGGCAUUAUUAAUGUUUAUUUGAUAUUGUUCUCAUUGGCCAUAUGAUUAUUUUGCUUAUGUUCUCAAUUUGUAAAUAUAUUUUUGUUUUUAAAGACAAACCUUGUUCUAGAUUUAUUCAGGUCCAGGUAUUUCCAUGAUCAAGUGUUAAAAUAAAGAGCCAGUGCUUUUUUAGAAUAAAACAUCGAUACCAAAAUACCAGUCGUUGGCACCAAGGUUUUGUAGGAUAGUCUCUACUAUAAUCUUUUGAAGAUGUUUAAAGCACCACUAAUUGGAUGGGCGCCGUCAAUAGGUGAAUUUACCCAAUACGGACAUAGAUUAUUCAAUUAUAAUACCAAAUGCUGCCAUAUGGUACAAUUAUAAUGACACAGCAUAACAAGUAUUAUGUCAUCUCAUAAUUUUUUUCCUAUUGUGAAUUCAACGAAGGUUUUGUCGAAUUUAUUAAGCAGUAUAUAAUUAUCACAUUAGCAAUCUAUAUACACAAUCCUACUUACUGCUGUGCACUUGCCCAACAAAAAAUGUGAUCCAAAAUGUAAAUAUAAUGCCGUAACACGUUGCGCCAUAUUUGCCGAAAUAUUCUUGUUACAUUUCUUUCCUUAACCUUUUGGACGCCAAUGACCGAUAUAUCCGCACCGCAGGUUCAACGCCAAAGACCGAUUAUUCGGUCACAGACCACAGAGCAACAUAGACCUACGUGCAUAUGCAUAAAGUUCAAUUUCGGUUUUGACACUUCGGUGACGUGGCGUCUGAGUGACAGCUUUUGUUUGACACGGCGUCCAAAAGCUUAAUAUCGCAGGCGAAAGUGACAUGGUUACGCAAAUAUAACAUCGGAGUGUGUUGCGGUCAUUUUGUAUUUUGAUCUUAAGAAAGACAAAUACAGCAUUUAUUUUACUAUUUUAAUACUUAUACAGUUUGAAUGACUUUUUAUACUUUCAAAGACCUUAUUGGACUUAAUUCGUGAUAAUAAGCAUUUUGCAGUGUUACGCCAACCAAUGCAUUUCUUCAUACAUUCACUCGUAACGAACAAAAUAGUGUAACCAAUGCAAUAAUGGUUAAAAGACCAAUAAGUUAAGCUAUUACUUAAGUAUAGUGGCAAGAACUUUACAUUAAGGAAGCUUGUGAAUCCACUGCAUUUCCCUAAUUUUUAAUUUACCCUGAUUUCUAAUAUUUAUCGUAUAUCGACUCGAACUUCCGUCUUUCUCGCACUUAUGGAAUAUGCGCUUGUGAAAGGCGGAUGUUUCAUUAUCGAUAAACGGUAAUGUUAGAGGACAAUUUGACAGGUAGAUAGUCGUUUAUUUCGUUCGAAGGAGAACGAUUUAGCAAGUUUUACAAACAGGAACGGGGAUAAUGCGCUUUUUGUGCAGUGUGCGUAGCCAACAUGCCAAUCGCGUACGCUCCUAAACGUUUCGUUAUCGUAGCGCAAGCGGUUGUCGCCUUAGCUAGGCACCCAGGACCUAAAUAAGAUGUCAAUCGUUGACGCCAAAUCGCCAAUCGAAACUUAAAUAAUGUAUAUAUAUAGUCACAUGACUUUUCCUUCUUCUUCGGACAUUUUUUCUUUUCGUUUGGCGGUAGUCGAUGUACGAUUGGCAUCUUGGCUAGCCCCCCAGGAAUGAGUAGUUAGACUGUGGAUUACUUUUUGACCUUUAUGAUUACAAGAGUAGCGUAACGUCAACAUAGUUAAUACAUACUAACUUUCUCUUUUCGCGAAAGUUAAAAAAAUGUCACAAUAAAUAAUGUAAUUAUAAUAAUGAUGUAUUCAAUGGCCAAAGCUCAUUUUAUGUUCAUUGCGUCAUAAAAUAGUAGAAAUUAAAUAAAGUGGAACUAAAAAAAUUCCAUACUAAAUUUUUGCCAUGUUUAAGCAUUUUACGUCACAAAUGUGACAGUUAGGUAGAAAUUGGCGCUCUCAUUUAACGUUCUACUAUUUUGUGUCGCACUGUACAUACAUCUAGAAGUAAUUUAAGUAGUUAACUGGCAACACUUGUCAAAAGGCCUCUCGACAUUGGUCAAUUUCAUCAAUGUUGUCGGUUUUCAUCUCGAAAAUGGUAACUUCUAGCAUUAUGAAACAAAACUGUUGCGUAUGUCGGUAGAUUUUGAAAAUAAGUAUUGGACGUUGCGCUACUGAGACUGCUCUGUAAUGUUAUUUUUUGUUGUCGUACUCGUAUGUAAGUACCUUAUGAAUUUUAUUAAAAACAUUUGUUUCGGUGAUUGACGAUAAAUGUUAAUUUUAUUUACUUAUAUUAUACGGGUUUUAAUUUUCUUUUACAGAAAAUAUAGAGAGGAAAUUAGAAAUUUAUUUAUCCAGUUUUAACGACAGAAUUUUAUAAGUACUUACGUAAAAAAUUGAAUCUAACGAAUAUAAUAGCAUGGCGGACAUUUUUUUGUCUUUCGCCCUUACCACGAAAGUCGGGGUGAAUGUGUCAUUAAAAUUCGUGUAAGCCAACAAUAGUGUCCUUUUCUUUAGUAGUUUACUUGUACUUCAGGUAAAGGUGGUAAUUUUUUCUAAUUCACUUUUUUUCACUUUUACGAACAAAUCGCGACGGGAAGAAGCAAUAUAUAUAGCAAAUUUUAUUAGCUCAAUUAUUGUUUGCAAUCACCAAAACAAAAUCUCGCAGUACAUAGGAAUUUCUGAGGUAGUUCAAUUAUGUUCAUCCUAAUUAACAUAUAUUAUUUUAUUAUGGCGAUGUAGAGGCGAAUGGACGUUCAUUAUUUUUGUCAUGAAUUGAGUUGCCGAGCAUAUCAGACGAUGUAGAUAGGGUUUGGUGUUGAUUUUAAUCAAUAAAUUGUUAAAUUUGUA